AUGACAUCAUCACAUUCUACGCUAUCUAUAAAUACAAACACCACCACAAAUUCAAUUACCAACAGCAAUAACAAUAAUAAUAAUUCAAAUUUUAAACCAAAUCAUAAAGCAAAAUCAUCAUCAAUAUCAACAUCAACUAAUCCAAACCAAUCAUUCCCACACCAAUCAAACCAACAUCAUCAAUCCAACUCGGAUUCUAUUUCAUCAACAGCAGUACAAACUCCCACAUAUUCAUUAAAUAAUAAUAAUUCACCAAUAUCACCAUUAAAUACUCCAAUUAAUACAUUUUUCAAUAAUAAAAUGCAAGAUGAUGAAGAUAAUCAAGAAAAAGAAGUUGAAGAAAAGGGAAAUUAUAAAAAUCAAACUAUUCAAGCUACUUUAUAUAUUUUAGGUUGGUAUUUUUUUUCAUUAAGUAUAUCAUUAUAUAAUAAAUGGAUGUUUGGAUCAUUAGGUUUAAAUUUUAAAUUCCCCAUAUUAGUUACAAGUUUCCAUCAAUUAUGUUUAUUCUUGUUAAGUUUUGUGAUAUUGUUUGUAAAUUCAAGUCUAAGACCUUUGAAGAAUUCAUAUAAGGGGGGCAAUUUUUUUAAAUUUAGUAAAACAAUGUUAUUUGUUGAUUUUAAAUUUAUACUUGUUAAUAUUUUACCAUGUUCUGUUGCAUCUGCUGGUGAUAUUGGAUUAUCUAAUUUUGCAAUAAGUUUAAUAUCAUUAAGUUUAUAUACUAUGUUAAAAACUAGUUCUUUAAUAUUUGUAUUAAUAUUUGGAUUAAUUUUUAAAUUAGAAAAAUUUAAUUGGAGAUUAAUUAUUAUAGUCUUGGUUAUGUGUGGAUCAGUUAUAAUGAUGGUUGAUAAACCUGAACCUUUAAAAGAAGAUGAUAGUGUUGAACUAAUAGAAGAAAAAAAUUCAAAAUUUGGAAUUAUUUUAGUUAUUUUUGCUUCAUUAUUAUCAGGAUUACGAUGGUCUUUUACUCAAAUUUUAUUGAAAAAAAACCCAUAUACUUCUAAUCCAAUAAGUACAAUAUUUUAUAUAUCACCAAUAAUGUCUAUUGUAUUAUUUGUAUUGGGAUUAAUUAUUGAAGGUUGGGGACCAUUUAUUGAAUCUAAUAUUUGGGAAAAAUUUGGAAUUUUUAAAUCUAUUAUUUUGUUAAUUAUACCUGGUAUAUUAGCAUUUUUUAUGACAUUAUGUGAAUUCAAAUUAUUAAAAAUUGCUCAAAUUAUAACUUUAUCAAUAGCUGGAAUUUUUAAAGAAUUAUUAACUAUUAUACUAUCAUUUUUGAUAUUUGGUGAUAAAUUAAAUUUUAUAAAUAUUUUAGGACUUAUAAUAACUUUUAGUGAUAUAUUAUGGUAUAAUUAUUAUAGAUAUAAACAAAAUGAAGUUGAGGGUUAUGAGAAAUUAAGUAGUGGAGAAAGUGAUUUAAAUGAUGGUGUUGAAUAUGUUAAAUUAAAUGAUUUAGAAAUUAAUGAAUAUAAUAGAUCUUAG
Lodderomyces jiufengensis is the source of this 1476-nucleotide messenger RNA. RefSeq lists its product as uncharacterized. The record is from RefSeq and is a predicted model, not a curated record. Gene Ontology annotation, biological process: UDP-glucose transmembrane transport. NCBI's taxonomy places the organism in Eukaryota, Fungi, Ascomycota, Pichiomycetes, Serinales, Debaryomycetaceae. Bases 1 to 1476 code for a protein of 491 amino acids. Gene Ontology annotation, cellular component: Golgi apparatus; endoplasmic reticulum-Golgi intermediate compartment; cis-Golgi network. The transcript has a single exon. Gene Ontology annotation, molecular function: antiporter activity.